Molecule: messenger RNA, 705 nt
Organism: Cordyceps fumosorosea ARSEF 2679
Lineage: Eukaryota; Fungi; Ascomycota; Sordariomycetes; Hypocreales; Cordycipitaceae
Product: peroxin-11 Pex11-Penicillium chrysogenum
Exons: 2
Coding region: 1-705 (234 amino acids)
Biological process (GO): regulation of peroxisome size; peroxisome fission
Cellular component (GO): peroxisomal membrane
Source: RefSeq, a predicted model, not a curated record
AUGGUCGCCGACGCCCUCGUCUACCACCCCUCCGUCGCGCACUACCUGCGCUUCGCCGCCACCACCGUCGGCAAGGACAAGCUGCUGCGGCUGCUGCAGUACUUUGCCCGCUUCUACGCGUGGUACCUCCUGCGCACCAACGGCACCGCCGACCGCAUCGCCCCCUGGAACGCCAUCAAGAAGCAGUUCGGCACCGUCCGCAAGGUCCUCCGCUUCGGCAAGAACGUCGAGCACGUCAAGGCCGCCGCCGUCGCCGCCGACGCCAAGGGCACCGACCCCGUGCUGCAGUACGCCGCCGUCGGCCGCCAGCUCGGCUACGCCGCCUACCUCACCUUUGACGCCCUCGCCCUGCCGGACGUCCUCGGCGUGCGCAAGAUUCAGAACGUCAAGAGCCUGACGGCGAACGCGUCGCGCGCGUGGGCGGUGGGAUUGGUGUUUAGCGUGGUUGCGCAGGCGUACACGCUGUUCAGACUGCGUCAGCGCGAGGCACAGCUGGACCGCAAGGACGGCGAGGGCGUUGUCGAGAGCAAGCGAAUCAAGAUUGAGAGAGCCGCCAGCCACCUGCAGCUGCUCUCCGAUCUCUGCGACUUGACCAACCCCGUCUCCGCCCUCGGCUGGGUCAACUUUGACGACGGCAUCGUCGGUCUCGCCGGUACCACCUCCAGUUUGAUCGGUAUCUACAACCAGUGGCGCAAAACGGCCUAA